This is a messenger RNA of Thecamonas trahens ATCC 50062, 756 nucleotides long. RefSeq names its product fatty acid elongase. Bases 1 to 756 code for a protein of 251 amino acids. NCBI's taxonomy places the organism in Eukaryota, Apusomonadida, Apusomonadidae. The record is from RefSeq and is a predicted model, not a curated record. Gene Ontology annotation, cellular component: endoplasmic reticulum membrane. The transcript has a single exon. Gene Ontology annotation, biological process: fatty acid elongation, monounsaturated fatty acid; fatty acid elongation, saturated fatty acid; very long-chain fatty acid biosynthetic process. Gene Ontology annotation, molecular function: fatty acid elongase activity.
AUGUCGCUCUCGCAACUGGCCAAGAUGAUGCUCACCCAACCGUCGGCCUCGCUCCCUGUGGUCCUCCCCAUUUUGCUCACCGUGGUGUAUCUGGGGGUGAAUGCCGGGCUCAAGGGCUGGACUGCGCCGCGCGGCCCACUCAAGGUCUUCUCCAUCGUGCACAAUGCUGGCAUGUCUAUUUUCUCGGCCAUCAUGCUGGUCAAGACUGUGACCUUCCUCGCUGGCUACCCGGACAAGUCGUUCAUCGUCUACGGCUCGUGCCAUGACCUGAUGGACGUCCACGGCUCACCGCUGGAAAUGCUGGCGACGUACUUUUUCUGGUCCAAGGCAUACGAGUUUAUCGACACGUGGAUCGUCAUUCUCAAGGGCAAGCAGCCGAUCUUUCUGCAGACCUUCCACCACGUCGGUGCGGUGUGGAUCACGUGGGUGCUCACGGCAGCCCGGGCGGACUCAAUCUAUAUCUUUAUUGUCCUCAACUCGACCAUCCACACCAUCAUGUACUUUUACUACUUUCUCACUUGCUUUGGCUACCGGCCCAAGUGGUCGGUCCUCCUCACCUCGAUGCAGAUUGCCCAGUUCAUCAUCGGCCUCGCCUCAUCCAUCCCGUACUUUAUCGGCCUCCCCUGCAACGUCGGCCUGCACUACUGGGCCAUUGUCGCCAACAACGUCUACGUCGUUGCUCUCGUCAUCCUCUUUGUCUCCUUCUUCCGCAACAAGUAUCUCGCUGGCAAGGCUGCCAAGGCCAAGGCCUCGUAA